AUGCGGGUCGGAGUUCGCCGGGCACUCGUCAGUUUGGACGGUGCGCUUGCGUCCAGCCGUCCUCCUGGCUGCUUGCAGUCGGUUAUAUACUAUGUCCCCCCUGGUCUCGUGCUGUUCUGUCUGACUGGUGAUGGCUUGGUUGCAGCCAGCGACUUGUCGCUCCGUUUUGCCGCCACCACUGUCUGGUCCCCGGGCUCCCAGGCGCGGGAGUGUUGGGUCACCUGGUCGGGUUGUCGUUCGCUGCGGUGUCUCUCACGUCCCAAGCUCUUCGUGCUUGCCACUGGGCACAGUCGAGCGCCUUGUGAUCGCCGCCAGUUUCUAAGAGCUGAAACUAUAGGCUUUCACACAUGGGGAGGUUCUUUUUGCCCCCCGGGACUAUGCCUCUGCUCCCGUCUAAACUGUUGGGCAUCUUCUUCCCCUUCGGUAUUCGGGUGCAGGGAAGGGUGUUCGGGGUUGCUUCCCCCUCGGUUCUCGAUGGUGGGUCUGCAUUUGUGA
Amoebophrya sp. A120 is the source of this 495-nucleotide messenger RNA. The record is from the annotation of a GenBank genome assembly. NCBI's taxonomy places the organism in Eukaryota, Dinophyceae, Syndiniales, Amoebophryaceae.